Molecule: messenger RNA, 2622 nt
Organism: Ailuropoda melanoleuca (giant panda)
Lineage: Eukaryota; Metazoa; Chordata; Mammalia; Carnivora; Ursidae
Gene: CAV2
Product: caveolin 2
Exons: 3
Coding region: 39-527 (162 amino acids)
Biological process (GO): cell differentiation; negative regulation of endothelial cell proliferation; insulin receptor signaling pathway
Cellular component (GO): cytoplasmic vesicle; Golgi apparatus; sarcolemma
Molecular function (GO): protein kinase binding; molecular adaptor activity
Source: RefSeq, a predicted model, not a curated record
GGCCGGGCUGCAGCCGCCGCCGCGCACCGAUCGCUGCGAUGGGCCUGGAGACCGAGAAGGCAGACGUCCAGCUCUUCAUGGACGACGAUGCCUACAGCCGCCACAGCGGCGUCGACUACGCGGACCUGGAUAAAUUCGCAGACUCGGGCUCCGACCGGGAUCCCCACCGGCUCAACUCGCAUCUCAAGGUGGGCUUUGAGGAUGUGAUUGCAGAGCCGGUGUCUACGCACUCCUUUGACAAAGUGUGGAUUUGCAGCCAUGCCCUCUUUGAAAUCUGCAAAUACGUGAUCUACAAGUUCCUGACCUUGUUCCUGGCUAUCCCCAUGGCCUUCGCUGCAGGAAUUCUCUUUGCCACCCUCAGCUGUCUGCACAUCUGGAUUAUAAUGCCUUUUGUAAAGACCUGCCUAAUGGUCCUGCCUUCGGUGCAGACAAUAUGGAAGAGUAUAACAGAUGUUGUCAUUGCCCCAUUGUGUAUAAGUGUAGGACGCAGCUUCUCUUCUGUCAGCUUGCAACUGAGUCAUGACUGAAACUUGGACCCUAGGUCUGGAGAUUUGGAUACUGUAAUACUUCUUUGUUGUUAUAAUGUAAAAGCACUACUGUUCUGUUCUAAGUGUUCCCAGCUGUUCUAAUUAAGAAAAUUUUUAAGAUGGGCAACCACAUUUAGAAAUGUUUAUUGGCAGAUCUUUUCAAAAAAUGCUUUUCUAAUUAAUAGCCAAGGAUUUCAUUAUCUAACUUUAGAGCCAGAAUUAUACAGUAGGUUGGCAACACUUAAUUUUAAAGGCAGAUAAUUUUUACUUUAGUACAAAAGUAUACAUUUUAUAAUAAUGAAUUUAUAAAGACCGAGGGACAUUUCUCAAACACUAUAAUAGGUUUGUGCAAAACUGCUUGUAAAAAUAUGGAAUUUCUUAUUAUUUUUCUCUGAAAGUAAUACUUUUAAAAUUACCUAUGCAGAUAAAGUCAUGGGAAUACUUACAGAAAAAAUAUACAAAGAUUCUAGAAAUUAUAGUAACAAAAGCAUACAGUGGUGAUAGGAGCUACCAAAUAUAAUAGGACAAAUAAAUGUGAAAAUAGAUUCAUGAACGUGUGUACCUUUAAAUAAGAUAUUGUUAACCUACAGGUCUAUUUAAUAAGAUGUUUCAUUUUACUGUAUAUUUUGUACUUAAUGUAAAUGUUGCUCUAAUCAGAUUGCUUUUAAGUACAUUUAUUAUAUAUUAUCUUAUUGAACUAAUAUAUAGAAUGAGUAAAUAUCUCUUUCAUGGGGAACUUUAUUGGUGAGAUUGCACUGUCUUGAUUAUGUAAGCAUAUAUAUAUUCUUUGGGAAUAGAAUUUAAAAAGCUAUAUACAAGGCUUUUCUUUCUAACUUUCCUAAGCAAAAUCCUGAAAUGUUUUAUGACUGAACUUUUCCUGGUUGUAACCUUAAAAAUAAUCCAAAUCUAAUUGGUAUUUCAUCUGGGAGAUGCUUUCUCUCUUGUAGUUAGAAAUUAAACCUGUAUUCUGCGUUCCUGUUAAUGUCUCACUUUACCUUCAAGUCAUACUGGUGCUAUUUGAUUACAUUUUACAUAAAGGCUAUUUCUGACAUUUAAGUACUAUUUCAACUACAGUGAUUCAUGGAGAGAGACUUAUAGGAAAGUUGUCAAGCAACAUACAUAUGUAAAAGACUAACAGAUAUAGACUUUCAAGAUGUUGUCUGAUAUGGGAUUUAUUACACAGUAUAAAAUUGUUCUUAUCAUUUUUGAAUUGUAGAGUCCUAUUUCAAUGUUAUGAAUCACUGUUGUUAUAAAAAUCUCAUUAUUCCAAAAUGAUAGGCAUGUAUAAAAGAUGUCUAUGAAAUAAGUGGCUACUAUAAUUUACACAUCUUAAAGGAGUAUAAAUGCUCAAAUUAUUAUCAGAACCUGAAUUAACAUUCCUUUGAAUAUCUUCAUAGAUGACAAGUCUUCAUUCAAUGAAGAUUAAUUUUACUUUUCCACAUUGCCAUACUGAAAUAUAAAGGAUGAUUUAACUGGAAUAGUAGUGGGGGCCAAAGUAAACAAAUGAUUAAGUUAUAAAACUCCUAUCCUUUUGAGGAUAGCUACAAAAGAGACUUCAAAACUGCCUCUAGGCCAUUGUAGCAUCCUUAGAAAAGAUUCUCAUGAUCAUUACCUUAAAACAUUACCACUCAUUUGACUACAUACAUUUUAUUAUGUUAGUUAAAAUGAUGAGUCUCGUGAUUUUAUAGUUAUACUAUAAACUAUACAACUACAUAGUUGUAUUUAAAGUGUUUUUAAAAAUACUUGGAUAUGUUGAUUGGCCAAAAGUAUCUGAUUCAUAAAAUAUGAAUUUAAAUAAAUCAUAAGCUUAAAUAAAUCAUAUCUUUUCAAAUAGCUAUCAAUAAGUUUUAAAGCCAAAACAUAUAACAAACUCAUUAACUUUUAACAAGUGAGACAUAUGAUUUCCUUAUUUCUGAAUAGCAUUGAUUAUUCAUCAAAAUGAAUUUUUAUUGAGAUUUGCCAUUAACUAUUUUAUUUCAAAGACUGAAAUUUUGUACCAAGUGGAUCUGGUUUCAUGUGCAAAUAUGUUGGCUCUUUUAUUAGGGGGUGGGGCAAAUAGAUGAUGAGUAUCUGUAAUAAACUUUCUAAAAACCCA